Nymphaea colorata (pocket water lily) is the source of this 633-nucleotide messenger RNA. RefSeq names its product protein GRIM REAPER-like. The record is from RefSeq and is a predicted model, not a curated record. The transcript has a single exon. Bases 100 to 519 code for a protein of 139 amino acids. NCBI's taxonomy places the organism in Eukaryota, Viridiplantae, Streptophyta, Magnoliopsida, Nymphaeales, Nymphaeaceae.
GUUAACAAUCACUUCCCUCCUAAUCUCAGAACGUUCACGUUCUGCCAAAAAUCCUCCCCAGCCAGCUGAUCUUUCAUCUUCCUUAGCUUCUUACAGGAAAUGAAAUCUUUCACUCUAUUGUUCGUCGUGAUCGUGUUCAUCGAUAUCUGCCAUUCGUCAUACGGAAGCGGCAAUCUUGGCAGCAAUGAUGCUUCUUUAGGAGCUGCAAGUAAUGAAUCCAUAUCUCGUUUACUUGCUCAAUCAGCUCACGCCAAAGCCAGAGGUGCGAGUUGCAAGAAAUAUCCGUUCGUUUGCCGACUUCGCGGCAGCGCCGGGCCGGACUGCUGCAAGAGCCACUGCGUCAACACCUUCACCGAUAAAAGCAACUGUGGCCGGUGCGGGAAGAAGUGCAAGCACGGAGAGACGUGCUGCGGAGGGCAGUGCGUCCACCUAUCCUUCAACAAAAGCCACUGCGGCCGCUGCUUCAACAGGUGCAGCAAUGGAGAUUCCUGCUCCUACGGUCUCUGCGGUUACGCUUGAUUCUUGGUGGCCAUGCAUAAAGAUUAUACAGGGUCAUUUGUUGUUCCUUAAAAUGUGCCGAUAGAGUUGUGGUUGUGUAGGUCGAAUCCUCGAUUUAAUUAAUUUAUUCAUAUA